CCUCCUCCUCCUCCUCCUCCUCCUCCUCCUCUUCUUCUUCUUCUUCUUCCUAUCUUCUUGCACUCUCCUCCUCACACUCCUCCUCCCUCCUCCUACCCUCCUCCUCCUGGGCAGAAUGGCUGAACCCCCCUCCCUCCCGCUCUCGCCCUCGUCACCCUCAUCGCCCACUCCAGCCCUCGAUGCUGUUCUACCCGCUGACCUCCGGCUCGAGCUCGACUCCCUCGACUCCUACUCUUUCGACUACUCCACCGCCCGCUUCACCUCCUAUGACUGCUGGCACAUCCGCGGUAUCCACUCCGCCGUCACCGACAUCCCCAUCAUGGCCCGCGUCUCGCCCUCCCAGCGCUCGCUCAGACUCGAGCAGGAAUACACCGUCGUCCGCCAUCUGCAGCGCGUCGACCCUUCCUUCACCCACUUCAUUCGCGCUUUCGAGUUCUUCCACCUCCGCAAAACUGGCGCCGUCGUCUCCAUAUUCGAAUACCUCGGCGAGAACGCGCUCGUCGACUUCUCCACCGCCAUGACUUCCACAGACUACGUCGCCGACGACAACCACGAGCUCUCCUCCUCGCUCGCUGCCGCCGCGGCACCAAAGCUUGUUAUCACCCUCCCGCAGUUCCUUGACUUUGCCAUCGCGGCCGCAGAGUGUCUCGAGGUCCUGCACUCCGCGCACGGCAUGAUCCACGGCGAAAUCAGAGACGACGCAUUCCUCUACAAUCCCGAGUCCCAUGUCGUCAAAAUCAUCCACCUCGGCUCCAGCACCCAUGGUGCUCAGUCCAGGGCGUCCUUCUCCUCUGACUCUAUCCACGACAUCUUUGUCAACGCUACCCUCAGCUCCAAAUACGUCUACAUGUCCCCCGAGCAGACCGGUCGUGCUUCAACUACCAUCGACCACCGCACCGAUAUCUACUCCCUCGGCAUCGUCUUCUACUCGCUCCUCACCAGCAGACUGCCCUACUACGGCUCCGCAAUGGACAUCGUCCACCAGAUCCUGCACUCCCCCGUUCCCUCCAUCGAGUCCAUCCGGCCCGACAUCCCCACUGUCAUCAACUCCAUCAUCCAGAAAAUGACCUCAAAGCAAGCCAGCAACCGGUACCGCUCUGCCGGCGGCCUGCGCUGCGAUCUCCAGAGAGUGCAGGAAAUGGUCCGGAGUUUUAACGAUUCAGAGCUCCUGGGCGAGGAAUUCGAGCUCGGCAAGAACGAUAUCUCGGCCGUCUUCUCCCUGCCGCUCGAUAUGAUUGGCAGAACGGCCGAGCUCGAGACCGUCAUGACUGUCAUCCGCAAGUUUGCCAAGCGCAGGUCGUCCACGCAUCAUCCCGGUGACUCUAACUCUCUCUCGGGAACCCGAAAUCGUGCCUCGUCAAGUAGUAACCUCGGGUACUCUGAAACUACUCUCAGCAUCUCUGGCACCGAUCUCAGCGACGCAGAGUCUUCCUCCACAAGCGUUUCUUCCUCCAGACGGAGUAAUCCGUCAAUGUCCACCUCCGGCUCCACCCGCAAGCAGAACCGUCACGGGACCGAGGUCGUUGCUAUUCGCGGCUACGCCGGCAUAGGCAAGACAAUGCUGGUCACUGCUCUGCAGUCUGGCGCUCGAAAGUAUGGACUCUACGCUCGAAGCACGGCAAAGCCAAAGCUGAGAUCACCAUUCGGGCCCCUCGUCUCGCUUCUGUCGAAUCUACUGCAGCAAGUUCUGAGCGAGAAACCCGACGUCGUGCAUUCGUUCCACAACGUGCUGCGGACAAAACUGGGUACGCAAUGGCACAAGAUGCGGCGCAUGUCCUCCGCCAUCCCGGAACUCAAGCUGCUCAUGGAGAUCGAGCGCAGACAAAAGGCCGGCUUGAACCCGUCGCAGGAGCUCCUGCAGAUUGCCGAAGAGGAACCGAAAUCUGCGUCGCCUCAAUGGCCGGGUGAGCCACAUGCGAGUUCUAGCCUGCAGCAGGGAUUCGGGUCUGAAUCUGUAGGGACGCAUUCUGAUGAUGCGACGUCGAACGCGGGGAGUAGUACCCGGCACGCCUCUGUCAAUUCGUCCAUGAUGAGCAUCGGCGCCAGCUCUACAACCGCCUUCCAGCACCCUGGGGAGAAAUCUGGCGGUCUUCCAGACUGGCUUUUGAAGAAUGCCGCCGGGAGCAACAUGCUCGUCGCCUCAUUCGUGCUGCAGCUGUUUCGAAUCCUGGCCGAUACUUUCAAUCUCACUAUCGUCAUUGGCGAUCUCCACUCCGCCGAUGAUGAGACGGUCGAGGUGCUGCAGGCAAUGAUCCAGUCGCGUAUCGACAUGGUCCUCAUCAUCACCUUCCGCGACGGCUCCAAGUUGCCUCGUCCCAUGCAGGAGUUUAUCGACAGCGACUACUCACGCCUCACCAAAGUGAUGAUCAAGCCGCUUAACCGGCAGGGCGUCGAGCAGUACAUCGCGCAGACAAUGCAUUGCGAGCCAUCAGCUAUCACAGAGCUCACGGGGUUUAUCUACGAAAACUCAAAGGGAAAUCCGCUCGUGCUCUCAGAGUCUCUCAAGGCACUUCACAAGAGCGGCGCGAUCCGCUUCAGCACUCGUCGAAGAAGAUGGGUCUACGAAAGUAUGGACCUGGUCCGGUCCGCCUACGUUGACUUCCUCGCCACGACCGAGCUCGAUCCGUCAUUCGUUCUGCGCCGGUUCCGCGACUUUCCAAAACGCACUCGCAACUUUAUGAUCUGGGCCUCUCUACUCGGCAGCCCGUUCUCCUACCGCCUCGUGCAGACACUCAUGCAAAUGCCAGACGGCCUGUCUUCCAGUGACUCAGGCGACUCUGCCGCUGCUGCCAAUAGCGGCGUCACUUUGGUCGAGUCUGAUAAUAAGGCAAUGUCUAGCUUGCAGACUUUGAUCCAGGCGGGGAUUAUCGUACCUUCGGAGGAGUCUGAGGAUAGUUUCAAGUUUUCGCAUGCUCGGUAUGCGCAGGCGGCUCAGGAACUUGUUCGCACUGAGAAUUUGGCAUCGAUGAAUUUAUUGCUUGCCGACAAGUUGAUGAAGGAUGAAAAUCACUCGGCGUUCUUCGUAGCUGAACAUCUGCUAAACGCUCUUCCACUCAUCCGGGACAGACCCUACCGGAGACCCUAUCGUCAAGAAUUCAUCAAAGCAGCAAAGGAGGCUGAUGAAAUGGGUUCGCUGGUACGAGCGCAGGAGUUGUUUAGCGCGGCGAUCCAGCUGCUGCACCCCGACUGCUGGAACGAAGACGAGGCAGACGUCGAUUACAACGAGACCUUUGAUGCGUACUAUGGCCUCGCUCAGGCGUAUUUCUACGGAGGAAAGCCAGAGGAGACGUAUAAGCUGGUGAAAAUGCUUACAGCCAACAUCAAAACGCGGCAAGACCGGGCGCGGUGCGAUCGAAUGGUUUUGAGGGUGAAUUACCUGCGUGGAGAGUACGAAGCGACCAGUUCGAUGGUCGUGCCGUCGAUGCUCUUCCUAGGCGUGACGACGGAGAAGGAGUUUGCGGGUAUGGCGCGCACGGAGAGGUUUUGGGAGUUUUAUAAGCGGAUCGAGAAUAGCACGGACGAAGAGCUGCUGCAUCCGAAACGGACAGAGGAUCCGAUCGUGGUUGCCGCCGAGGAUUUCCUGGGUGCGGCGAUCAUGGUGAUUUACAUGGGCUCGCCGGAUUUCUUUUAUCAGACCGCGAUGCUGAUUAUGCAUCUCGAACUGAACGUCGGCUCGGAUGAUAACCUCUGCCGAGCGUAUAUUUUCCUUGCGAUGGUUGCGAUUAUGAAAUUCCAGAUGUUUCACUUUGCGCAAAAGCUGCGCAGGAUCGCACAUAUCUUGAUGCCCCAGGUCGCGGACUCGUCGAUCGUCUGCCGAGCAAUGUACUACGACGUCGCGUAUCUCGACCACAUCUUCAAUCACUACCAGAACGGGUACUCGAUGCUCUCGCCAAUCUUCCAGCACGCGGUCGCGGCAGGUGACCGGAUCCUUGUGUUGCAGCUGCAGGCCACCGAGCUUAAGUUUAUGUUUUAUGCGUUCAAGGACUUGCGCACGGUCGCGAAUCGCGCAAAGAAAGUGCUGGCGGAAACGGACCCGGCUUAUAACAUGUCUGACGCAAUCAUCUGCAUCCGCGCGAUCUAUCAGACAAUCAUGGCGUUGACUAAUAAAGUCGGCUCGAGCGACCCCAAGGCGAUUCUGUCGACUGAUGAUUUCGAUGCGGUCGCGUACCAGGAGCAAUUGCUCGAGCGUCCGAUUACUUCUGCUACAGUUGUCCAUCUGUGCUUCUACAUCAUCACGCUCUUUCUCUACGGCCACUUUGAAGAAAUCCAAACCGUCGCCGCAAAGUUCCUGCUAGCCGGCGAGAAUUGGCAGACUUUCCACUGCACCCGAGAAUCGCACUACGCGUGGUUCUUUAUGUGUCUGGCGAUGGUCAAGCUGCUGCAGACAGACUCGGUCUCGGCCGAUCGGCGCGAGUAUCUGCUGGCUAGGAUUAAGGACGUGCAGGCGCGCAUGGAAGAGUGGGCUGUUAUCUCGGAUGUGAAUCAUUCUAGUUGGCGCAAGACUAUUCAGAUGGCCCUCGCUGACUUACGAGGUGACGUUGAAGAAGUAAUGGUUCUCUACGAAGAGAUUGUGCCGCACUGCGUCGCUCACGAGACGGCGAUCGAGCUCGCGGUCGCGCACUUGGUCGCCGGCUCGAUCUCCAUCAAACGCAAGAUGAAGAUCGUGGGCGGCUCAAUCAUGCGCGAAGGCAUCACGAUUCUCGAAAACUGCGGCGCGGUCGGCGUCGUCCAGCGGUUCACGUCGCUGUAUCCGGAGAUGUAUAGCUCUCCCCGGACGAUGGCGAUGAAGAGUACCGGCGUGCAGACUACCGCGCUUGACGGCGGGUAUCUCGAAAAAAGCCCGAUCGACGCUGUUGAGAACGAGAUGGCGGUCGCGGAGGUGGGAGAGGUGCGGCGCGUGAGUCGCAGUCAUACCUUCCCUCUUCCGGCGAACGUGCCGCUUGAAGACGACGAGCGCGCAGAUCUGCACGAUUGGCAAGCUAGAACAGACCGAGACGUUGAGCGGGAUCAGUCUAGCAUGACGCUGGAUAUCCUGGAUCUGACCUCGAUUAUCAAGAGCGGACUGGUUAUCUCGAGCGAGAUCAAUAUCGACACGCUGCUGAGCAAGAUGAUUGAGAUCUUCAUCAGCACGACGCGCGCUGAGAUCGCGGCCGUGAUCACGAACGAGGACGCAAAGAUCCGGAUUGCGGCGAUGGGCACGGUGACCAAGAUUGAGUCGUUCACAGCGCCGGAGAAGUCGCUCGAGAGCUUCGAGAAGAUGGUGUUUGUCCCGCCGAUCUCGUUUGUGUUUAAUACGAACGAGCCUGUGAUUCUCGGAAACGCGAUCGAAGACGACAGGUUCGCUGGCUCGCGAACGUCGUGGAGCGACGCGCAUCCCGAGGGAAGGAGUAUUCUCGUCUACCCCAUCCGUCACAAGAACCUGAUCGUCGGCGUGCUCUACCUCGAGGCCGCGCCGCAUUCGUUCAACACGCGUCAUCUGGAGGUGAUCUCUCUGCUGUCGCAGCAGAUGGGCAUUUCGAUCACCAACGCGCGGCUGUUUAAGAAUAUCCGCAAGGCAACGAUGGCGAACGCGAUGAUGAUCGAGUCGCAGAACGCGGCGCUCAAGGCCGCGCGCGAGUCCGAGGCGCGGUUCGUGGCCACGCUCGAGACUAUUCCUUGUAUCAUCUGGAUCGCUGAUGUGCCCGACAACAGCGGCGAGGGAGGCAGCGAGGUGCCGCCGCUCGAGUACCUGAAUUACUUUUGGUACAAGCUGUGCGGGAAGGACGCGCCGGGGCCGGCGAAUAACGCGUACUUGCAGCAGAUCCAUGAGGAUGACCGCGGCGUGUUUACGAGCGCGUUGCGGAACGCUGCGGGUGGCGCGUAUGAGACUAUCGAGAUCCGGAUCCGGAAUGAGAAGGGCGAGUAUCGCUGGCACGUGUGCCGCGGUACACCUUUGAAGGACGAGGACGGCACAAUCACAAAGUGGAUUGGCGCGAUGGUCGAUAUCGACGACCAGCGACGGGCGCAGGACGACGCGCUGAAGGCGAUGCGGUUGAAGGAGGAGGCGUCGCGGAUGAAGUCCGAGUUCCUGGCCAAUAUGUCUCACGAGAUCCGGACGCCGAUCGCGGGAGUUAUCGGCAUGAGCGAUUUGUUGCUGAGUACGGAGCUGUUGACGCACCAGCGGGAGUUUGCGGAUAACAUUCGGCUGUGUGCGGACGCGCUGUUGUCGGUGAUCACGGACGUGCUCGAUUUCAGCAAGAUCGAAGUCGGCAAGCUGGAGCUGAGCAUGGAGGCGUUUGAUGUCGAGACGGUGCUGAAGGAAACGCUCAGUAUUCUGUCGUUUCCCGCGGCGAAGAAAGGGCUGCGGCUGGUGGACGAGAUUCGAUUCUCAAAGACGCCGAUGCCGCUUGUUAUAGGCGACGCGGGAAGGUUCCGGCAGAUUGCGAUGAACCUUUUGACGAACGCGGUCAAGUUUUCGCGGCAGGGUCAGAUCACGCUUAUGGCGCGGGACGGAGUGGAGACGACCGAGACGAUUGAAGUCAACGUACGGAUUUCAGACACCGGAAUCGGCAUCUCGAAACCGGUGUUGUCGAAGCUGUUUGUGCCGUUCCAGCAGGGCGAUAAUUCGACUGCGCGCCAGUUUGGCGGGACCGGGCUCGGGCUGUCGAUCAGCAAGAACUUGGUCGAGCUGAUGAACGGUACUAUCAGGCUUGAGUCUGAGUACGGCAAGGGUACUGUCGCGUCCUUCACCGUGCCGUUCCGGAAGGCGCCGCCAGAGGCGAUUGCGGCUGCGGAGGCUGCUGUCGGCGAAGGUGGUGGACGGAGUAGGCAGUGCAGCGAGGGUGGCAGGAAGAGCGGUGAUGUGGUGUCGUGGGAGUCCGGCGGAUUCGCGCACUGCGCAGAGAUGCCGCCCACGCCCGGCUCUUCGGGCCCUAUUACUCCGCCUAGCGAGUAUCCGUUAUCAUCCACAACAGCAGGUGUUGACUAUCAAAGGCCGCGGGGAAGCGUGAGUUCGAUUGCGACGAGCACGUAUUCUUCGUCGCCGACGCUGGUGUCGCCGUUGUUGAUUUCGAGGGCGUCGAAUACAAGCGCUAUAAGUGAUGCGGAGUCGAUUAGUAGUAAUGCGACGGCUGCGGUUGAUAAUGGUGCUGCGUGGAUUUUAGUCGUUGAAGAUAAUCUGAUCAACCAGCAGAUUGCGCUGAAUAUUUUGAAGAGGUUGAAAUUCAAUGUUGAAGCGGUCGGGAAUGGACAGGAAGCGUUGAUUGCGCUUGAUCGACGGGUUGCGAAUGGGCAGUACUUUGAGUUGAUUUUGAUGGAUUGUCAGAUGCCAUUAAUGGACGGCUACGGUAUGUUUCCGUCUCUCUAUUUCUUGAUUCGAUCUGAAGAACUGGACUAACAAAGUAAUAUAGAAGCGACACGCCGCAUAAGAAAGCACGGCAACGAGCGGAUUGCGCGGUUGCCGGUGAUUGCGAUGACUGCAAACGCGGUGACGGGCGAUCGAGAAAAGUGCUUGGAAGCCGGGAUGUCCGAUUAUCUUGCAAAGCCGGUGAAGAGGAAGGUGUUGGAGGAGGUUAUUGCGCGGUGGAUCGGGCGGGAUGAGUGAUGGUGAUGAUGUUUAGUGUGUACUAUAUAGAGGGUUUCUGUUCAGUGGUAUUUAUGCGAGUAAAAUCUAAUGCUUUUAUCAUGGUAAUAAGAGAAGUAGGAGGAGUAGUUGUCUGUUGAGGAUAAAGGGAAUAUUUUGGAUUUGCCGAGCGCGAACCGAGGCGCGGCGGCGUUGGGAGAAAUAAAAUGAAAUGCGGGUG
Myxozyma melibiosi is the source of this 7781-nucleotide messenger RNA. RefSeq lists its product as uncharacterized. Gene Ontology annotation, cellular component: plasma membrane. Bases 116 to 7375 code for a protein of 2419 amino acids. Gene Ontology annotation, molecular function: ATP binding; protein binding; phosphorelay sensor kinase activity. Gene Ontology annotation, biological process: protein autophosphorylation; phosphorelay signal transduction system. The record is from RefSeq and is a predicted model, not a curated record. The transcript has 4 exons. NCBI's taxonomy places the organism in Eukaryota, Fungi, Ascomycota, Lipomycetes, Lipomycetales, Lipomycetaceae.